This is a messenger RNA of Diachasma alloeum, 2976 nucleotides long. RefSeq names its product terminal uridylyltransferase Tailor. The transcript has a single exon. The coding region runs from base 153 to 1580 and encodes 475 amino acids. Gene Ontology annotation, molecular function: poly(A) RNA polymerase activity. Lineage: Eukaryota; Metazoa; Arthropoda; Insecta; Hymenoptera; Braconidae. Gene Ontology annotation, biological process: mRNA 3'-end processing; mitochondrial mRNA polyadenylation. The record is from RefSeq and is a predicted model, not a curated record.
AGGAACUGAUUCGACUCUUGAGGGUGCCGAAGGGAGUCGAGAAAACUGAGUGGGAGUCGUUCUACUGGUGCCUGUGCUGCAACUUCAAAAGCUCUGGGGGUGGAGUUCCAUACGCUCAUUUGAAAUGUGCCUUCCAUUUGGAAAAUUUAAAGAUGAAAUCAGUGGUGAUUGAAUCGUUUCUGAGGGGAAGUGCCGAGAAAUCUUCGAGCGUAAAUUUUAAUCUGAAUGGAUUGAGAGAGCAGAAGGUGGAGAAGAGUUUAGUGAAGUCAUUGGAGACUUCUAGGGCUGAGAGAACUUCGUCGACUUCUUAUGGAUCUUCUGGAGAAAAAGCUGCUGUACCUUUAUCAUCACCAAAGAUUCUGACAAAUGUCGUCGUUGAUAGCAAGAAGAAAGAGGAGUCUAAAUCGGUUUUGAGGGAAAGUACCGAGAAAUCUUCGAGGAUAAACUUUAAUCUGAAUGGAUUGGGAGAGCAAAAGGUGGAGAAGAGUUUUGUGAAAUCAUUGGAGACUCCCAGUCCUCAGAGAACUUCGUCAUCUUCAUCCGGAUCUGGAGAAAAACCUGCUGCAUCUUUAUCAUCACCAGAAAUUUCGACAAAUCUCGUCGAUAGCAAGAAGAAAGAGGAGCAAUUGAUGAGGGAUUUAGAGAGGAUAUCCAAGAAGAAAUAUCCCAAAGUGAAGGCUCACCCCUUCGGCUCCAGGAUAACUGGACUUGGAGGAGAGGACAGUGAUCUAGACAUCUUCCUCGACUGCAGCACGAGUGAUUGUUCAGUCUACUCUGAGGAAAACUCCAGUUCCGAAGAGAUAUUAGAUCGUUUGGAGAAUAUCGGACAGUGUCUUCUAGAAGAUGUUGAGAACUGGCAGAUUUCUCGUGCGAUUCGAAGCUGUAGGAUUCCAAUUAUAAAGGUGACUCACAAGCCCACUGGGAUCAAGUGCGAUAUCUCGUUCACAAAUUGUCUCGGUGUGGAGAAUACCAAGAUGAUUAGAGCUUACUGCGAUAAAUAUCCUCUCUGUCGUGUGUUGAUUAUCUUCGUGAAGAAUUGGAUGAAGCAGUGUGCGCUCACUGGACAGGAUGGGUUCAACAGCUAUGGGAUCGUCUGGCUGGUGAUCUAUUUCCUCCAGGUGAAGAGGGUACUGCCGAGUGUCUCUGAGUUGAUCGACAGGGGGAAGCAGUCGAGGAUCAUUGCGGGCUGGGAGACUGGGGUCAGCAGUGAUUUCCAGUCUCGUGACAGUGGCGAGAGCUUCAAGGAACUUCUCAUUCAGUUCUUCAGGUUUUAUUCAGCUUUCGAUUAUCACAAUUACGUGAUUUGUCCGGUGGUGGGGAGGGCUGUUUGGAAAGGAGAUUUCGAGAGACCAGAGCUAUUACCGCACGCCAUGAAGCCUUAUCUGAAUUAUCUCAAAGUUAAUGAUUCUACACAGUUCAGGAUCAAUUCUGUUGUGUGCGUGCAGGAUCCUUUUGAUCUAGCACACAACGUAGCCAAAACUGUGAAGACGUACAUGCUUCGGGACUUUCGGGCACACUGUGCUCUUGGUGCACAACUCGUUAGUCGAUCUCAUUUUUUUCUAGGGGGGUGCAGGUACUAGGUUAAUUCCAUCUCAUUUUCAAGGGUUUUUUGAGGGUUUUUAAAAACAUUUAAUAACAUCUCCAUUGGCUCGCUUUUUUUUUGAAUAUUUUCGUAUACGAAAUUCUAUUAGAAUACUAUUAUUCUUCAAUAAUUUGAUCGGCUAAUGACCGCAGAGGCCAAUUACUAAAGAAUAAUUUAAAAAUUCGGUCGAAACAUUCUCCACAACAUUAGAAUUCUAUUGAAUUUCUAAUCUCUGGACAUGAACUUCCCAAUGGAAGACAAUAAAAGUGCAGUGAAAAUGAUUUCAUCGAAAAAACUGACGAAUUUGCUAGAAAAAUUCUAUUGGGUUUCUAUUGAACGUUUUAUUAGUUUUUGGAUAAUUCUAUUAAAAACUCUACAGCUUAUCUGCAUUUUUUUUUUCAAUAGAAUUUAUUAAUAGGAAAUACUCUCGAGACGAAAUCAAUAGGAUUAGAUUUUUCUCAACAACUUAUUCUUUUGAAAUAUUUACUAUAGAAAUUCCUCGCCCCAAAUGUUUCAUGUUUUUUGAUUGAUUUUUUAAUGAAAAGAGAAGAAAAACAGAAGAAAAAAGCUUAGGAAAAUUCAUCUCCAGAAAUUCCGACAUAAUGUCUGAGUAGAAGAAUUUGUUUAGAAAGAUGAAGUUCCACUGAUUUUUUCUAUAAAAUAGUUUCUAUUAAAAAUAUAACUUUUUAAUGGACUAAAAAUUAAUAGAAAUUUCAAUAGGAGUUCAAUACAAAUCCACUGGAAUUCGUUGAAUUCUGAACAAAAUCACGAUAUGACACUUCGUAUAAUGAAUUCGACUCUUCGCCAAGAAUUCUUCGUUUUGUUUCAAUUAUUUAUUUAUCCUGAAGUAGCUGAAGACCCCUAGGUCCUUCCACUCUUAUCUGAUCAUAUUAAAUUUCUCAUUUCAUUGUAGAUUAUUUUCUUAUUAUAUUCCUUUGAUUAUAUUCCUUUGAAGUCAGAGGAUUUUCUGAAUAUUGAUGAUCCAUAUGAGCUCAAAACUAAGGAUUAUAUUGAAGAUAUUUUUUCUACAAAUGAUGUAAUUUACUGUUGACUACAGGUUAUUACGAUUACUUAGCACGUUGUUGGUAGUAUAUAAUUACGAUUCACAGACGAAUUAUGAUGUUAUGGAUUGAAUAGCAAUAAUAUAAACCUGAGUAGGUGUUAUAUGUAUUAGUGCCUUGACAAUCAGCAAAAAUUAUUAUACAUUUUUUUGUAUAAAGGAGUUUAAUAAUGCAAUUGACAUGUCUCUUCCUCAAAUGAAAAUAUAUGAACAAACAAGUACAUUGUUCUCGGACCUCAACGUUCCAUUACGUUUAACACUAGUAAUGCGAUGACGAUGACAUGAAUGGAAUAUGAAUUUUGAUUUUUAUAUUAAAUAUAAGUUUUCGAAAAUA